This is a messenger RNA of Hyla sarda, 3292 nucleotides long. It is a transcript of the gene FLRT2, whose product is annotated as fibronectin leucine rich transmembrane protein 2. The record is from RefSeq and is a predicted model, not a curated record. The coding region runs from base 1003 to 2997 and encodes 664 amino acids. Gene Ontology annotation, molecular function: protein binding. Lineage: Eukaryota; Metazoa; Chordata; Amphibia; Anura; Hylidae. The transcript has 2 exons.
CAGAGCGGGGCAGGGGACAGAGGUGACCGGGUGACAGCACCGACAGCCAUCACUGCUGCCUGCACGAGGGGCAGCCGGGACCCCGCCGGGCGCUCUGCUCUCAUUUGCAUGACUCCUCCCAGGAUCUUUUAAUGUCUGCAGUGCUGGGAGCAGGAGGCAGGACCGGGAGGCAGAGCUGAGCAGCGUUCACACUGACGACUGGCGGCCGCUCCGCGAGCAGCUCCUGUACUGCGCUCCGCUCCGGCUACAGUCAGCGCCAGGGACCCGCACCGGAGCGCACAGGACCCGCACAAGGGCGCACAGGACUCCGGGGCGCCGGGAGAUUACCCUCUGGGAUUACUGUUACCCCUCCGAGGAGCCGGGCACCGGGAUGUGCCGUCCGGGUACCGGGCGCAAGGUGGAAGAUGCUUGUCUCUCCUGAGGGGGCUGGAAUAGCGCUGGAGACCCCCCGGGAGGAGCCGCAGGAGGCCGCCGGGGACCGGCCACUCACUCCCCGACACUGCUGGCCCGGACACCAAGACCCCGCUGUUGGAUUGAGCCCCUGAGCGGCUGCAGGAUCCGGACCCCCAAACCUGCCCAAAAGUUUUCUUGGAUUUCUUGAUUAUUUUGGAUUCACAAGGAGAGAAACCAAAGGGUCUUCAGCAUGAGAAGUAGGAGAGGAGGGCGAGAGCCUGCAAGGUUCGGCUGUUGGAGAUUGAAGCAGACCCUCCAUGGAGACAGGACCCUCCACUAACAAGAAAACAAGAAACCUUCAGGAGGAGCUCAGCGUCCUGCUCAGCAUCAGUAACUUCAUCCUGGGGGAAGGAAGCUUAAUCCAGGGCAGGGACCCAUCAAUGGCAGCGGGUGCCGGCAGUGGAGGAGCCCCGCACCUUUAGCCACGUGGAGCUCUCUUCUUGCCGAUUGCCGGACACAAGCACAUUAAAUGCUGAGAUUUGCACUCCUCCUGCUUUGCUUUUGCACCUCUAGUUUUAGCAAGGGCCUUUUAUUUCCCCCAAACCAGAGAUGGGCCUACAGACAGAACUCUGGCCCAAGGACAGGGUGCCAUUUUUUAAGUCGUGGAUUGUGUUUGCACUUGGGCUCUCCAUGCAGAUAAAUCUGUCCAGGACCUGCCCCACUGUGUGUCGAUGUGACCGGAACUUUGUCUACUGUAACGAGCGGAGUUUGACCUCAGUGCCUCUUGGGAUUCCGGAGGGUGUAACAGUGCUCUACCUCCACAAUAACCAAAUUAACAAUGCUGGAUUCCCCGCGGAACUGCACAAUGUCCAGUCGGUGCACACAGUCUACCUGUAUGGCAACCAACUGGAUGAGUUCCCCAUGAACCUCCCCAAGAAUGUCAAAGUGCUUCACCUCCAGGAAAACAACAUCCAGACCAUCUCCAGGGUGGCGCUCGCUCAGCUGCUGAAACUGGAAGAGCUGCAUUUAGAUGAUAAUUCCAUCUCCACGGUGGGGGUGGAGGAUGGAGCCUUUCGGGAAGCAGUCAGCCUAAAACUGCUCUUCCUGUCCAAGAACCACCUGAGCAGCGUGCCCGUUGGACUUCCAUUUGGUCUGCAGGAGUUAAGGUUAGAUGAGAACCGCAUUGCUACCAUUUCAGACCAGGCCUUCCAUAACCUGACCGGCUUGGAACGACUGAUCCUAGACGGCAACCUCCUCACCAACAAAGGGAUUGCCGAUGGCACCUUCAGCCAUUUACCCAAACUGAAGGAGUUUUCCAUGGUACGAAACUCCCUCACGAGCCCCCCUACCGAUCUCCAGGGCACCUAUUUGGUAAAGUUGAACCUGCAGGACAACCAAAUCAACCACAUCCCUGUGUCAGCGUUUGCCAAACUGCACAAGCUCGAGAGAUUGGAUAUUUCAAACAACCGUCUCCAACUUUUGGUCAAGGGAGUCUUUGAUAACUUAAAGAAUCUGAAACAAUUGACCGCACGGAACAAUCCCUGGUUCUGUGACUGCAGCAUCCGAUGGGUGACUGAGUGGCUUAAAUCUCUUCCAGCUGCUAUUAAUGUCCGCGCUUUCAUGUGCCAGGGGCCAGAGCAUUUCCGGGGGAUGGCCGUGAGAGAGCUCAAUGUUAAUCUGCUCUCUUGUCCAACAACCACUCCCGGCAUCAUACCUGUUACCCAGCCUCUACCGACAACAGCUCUGACCACCCUUCCCCCAACUGUUUUCAUCCCUACCCCCACUACAACACCUCCAGCUCCAACCCUGACCCCAUCACCUGAACCCAUUACUGUGCCUGAGCCAGAAAUAGUGGUCAUAGAGAAGGUCACCCCCACCAACCGAGAGCGGCUACAACUCUUCAUCCGUUUUCUCAAUGACACGAGUGUCCAGGUCAGCUGGUUGUCCUCUGUCUCUGUUGUGUCCUACAAGUUGACGUGGGUCAAGAUGGGGCACAGCUUGGUGGAGGGCAUUGUGCACGAGCGUAUAGUGAGUGGGGAGAAGCAACACUUGAGUUUAUUGAACCUUGAAGCCAAGUCCACCUACAGGAUUUGUUUGGUUCCCUUGGACGCUUUUAAUAAUUACCGAGCAGGAGAAGAGACUGUCUGCACUGAGGCCACCACCAAAGCUUCUCUGCUCAACGGCAGCAACAGCCCCUCCAGCCACGAGCAGCCCACUACCCAGAGCCUGGGCUCCCCAUUUCUGCUGGCUGGCCUCAUUGGGGGGGCUGUCAUUAUUGUACUUGUAGUUCUCCUUAGCAUCUUCUGCUGGCAUAUGCACAAAAAGGGUCGCUACACAUCUCAGAAAUGGAAAUACAACCGCGGCCGCCGGAAAGACGACUACUGCGAGGCGGGAACAAAGAAGGACAACUCAAUCCUGGAGAUGACGGAAACCAGCUUCCAGAUCGUCUCCUUAAACAAUGACCAGCUCCUUAAAGGAGGUUUCAGACUGCAGCCCAUUUACGCCCCAAAUGGGGGCAUCACUUACACAGACUGCCACAUCCCCAAUAACCUGAGGUACUGCAACAAUAGCAGCGUUCCAGAUCUGGAGCACUGUCACACGUGAUGCCCCCAGCCGUGGCCCCGUGUGACCGGACUCAAUGGGAGGACAUUGUAACAUGGAACCCAGACACAAUAAGAUCCAUUUACAUUUGAUAAAUGUUAGCGAGAUGCGUUUGUGCAUCGGAAUUCUCUGUAAUUUAUACGGUGUACUAUAUAAUGGAAUUUAAAACAAAAAAGUGCUAUCUUUUCUAUUUCCAGUUCAUUGCAAACAGUUUUGUAACUCUUUGCUUUUUAAAUCUUUAAAAUUGCUGAAGUACUGUACAGGGUUGUACAAUAAGAACCCGUUUGCCAUGAUAAUA